Cylindrotheca closterium is the source of this 1305-nucleotide messenger RNA. The record is from the annotation of a GenBank genome assembly. Lineage: Eukaryota; Bacillariophyta; Bacillariophyceae; Bacillariales; Bacillariaceae.
AUGCAUUUCAAGGAACGAUUCUUGAGACAGGCUGAAGUCCUGCAAGAUCUAUAUGGCGUUGCCUGGUUCCGAAAUUUUGCAGUCAAGACGAAAGCGUAUGCUGCUAUUGCUAGCACCGAUACUGCUGCUAAAGACAACUUCAAGGAUGAUAUCUUUGAAGCAGUUCUUGCAACAGGAUUCCUGUGCAACUGUGAUCGAACAAGAACAGCUCCUCUGAUGCUGGAUCUUCAGACAAUCUACUGCAGGGAAGUGGAUUAUUAUCCAAAGACGGUCAGCAAAGCACAAGAUAUGUUGAAGAUUCACAUGGAUGUGAUCAAGAAUCCGGGAGUGAACCUAUACCAAGGAAAAGACCAACCAAAUAAAGGUAAAGGUAAAGGAAAGGGUAAACCGAAGGACAAAAAGAAAAAGGCAGCAUGUUAUGUAUGUGGCAAAGGGGACCAUAUGUCUCCAAAAUGCCCAGACAGACUGCUACCAGAGAUUCAAUGGAAGCAUCCGAAACACUAUGUUGAUUACGGGAAGAAGCUCAAUGUUAAUCAGAUUGGAGCAACUGUCCCAACUACAGCUACAGUUCCUGGAACUUCUCCAGCAACAAGUGUGACCACGGGUGGAACAUCGAGUGUUGCGGGAAGUGUUAACACACCUUUGCAACUUGCUGGUACUACAGGUAAUCAAAUAAUGCAAGUUCCUUUGGGAAUGCAGCUCAUGCAGAUUCCAACUCAAGGUGGCGGCACUGUUACUGUUCCUUAUUCUAUGAAUGCUAACGAUGAGAUUGCGUUCAGUGGAAUGCAACUCAGCCAACAAGGCUUCAGUGGUGCUCAAGUGCGCCAAGGAUCCGAUGCAACCCAAGCUCAAACUCCGCAAGUUGUGAAGACUGGCUAUUUUGAUACGUCACAUGUCUUUCACAAUGCUAUCAAGCGAAAGGAUGAGAAUGGCAAUGAUGUCUAUCCUAUUCCAUGUCCUACCGGAAUGACUAACGUCGAACUUCAAUCCGACUGGCACUAUGCUAAUAAAAGUGAAGACUUGCCAGAUCUUGCUACUGAAGCAGAUCGAGGUAUGCAGUUUAUUCAAAGCCGCAGAAUCGAAAGAGAUCCGUUUGGUUUGCUCGAUCACGUCAUCAUGGACAGUGGUUGCACCAACACCACCAUUUGUAAUGGUGAACUCAUGCAUGGACUACGUCAAGCUGAGAACGAGCUCGAUGUGCACAAUAACGUGGGCAGCAGAGUUCUUGAUGAAGAAGGGUUUCUAGGAAGAUUUCCGCCUCCAGUCUAUUAUGAAUUGCCAAUGUAUUUGCUAUGCGCGAGAUGA